Cygnus atratus (black swan) is the source of this 4980-nucleotide messenger RNA. It is a transcript of the gene ST3GAL3, whose product is annotated as ST3 beta-galactoside alpha-2,3-sialyltransferase 3. The record is from RefSeq and is a predicted model, not a curated record. Gene Ontology annotation, molecular function: sialyltransferase activity. NCBI's taxonomy places the organism in Eukaryota, Metazoa, Chordata, Aves, Anseriformes, Anatidae. The transcript is spliced from 13 exons. The coding region runs from base 327 to 1577 and encodes 416 amino acids.
UCCGAGGACGAGGGAGGACGAGGGACGCCUGACGCAGCCCCAGGAGCAGAUCCAGCUCCCCUCGUCACAGCCAGCCUCGCUCCUUUCUCGGAAAAUACACCCGAGCCAGACGUAGCACGUUGGGAUUAAGGCAAGGCGAGGAACCGCCGCGUGGCGUGCCGGCCGGCGGCGCAGCCUGGUGCAGCGGGAUGCCGGGCAGCACCGCUUCGUCCCUUCUCCCGAGGAAGACCACGGGGAGCGUGGGGCGGCCGCGAUGUGCGCGUGCAGGCUGCCGCUGCCCAGCCGCCUGCGCCGCGGUGGCGUAGGAGGGCGGCCGUGACGCCAGGAUGGGACUGCUGGUGCUGGUGCGGAACGUGCUGCUGGCGCUCUGCCUCUUCCUCGUGCUCGGCUUCCUCUACUACUCCGCCUGGAAGCUGCACCUCCUGCGCUGGGAGGACUCCAAUUCAGUCGUUCUUUCCUUUGACUCCGUUGGACAUACGAUAGGCUCAGGAAGGAGAGAGAGAAAAACUGUGGCUAUUGUGCUUCCACGGUCCAUCCCAUCUCACCUUGCUGCAGACCCAGGAAAAGACAGAGCCCAGAAAGAACCAAUGGCAGCUCCAGACCCAGCCAUUCCUAAAUACGACAAACUGGGCUUUCUCCUGAACCUGGACUCGAAAUUGCCUCCAGAAUUGGCAUCAAGGUAUGCAAAUUUCUCUGAGGGAGUGUGCAAGCCUGGUUAUGCAUCAGCACUCAUGACUGUCAUCUUCCCAAAGUUCUCGAAGCCGGCACCAAUGUUCUUGGAUGAUUCCUUCAGGAGAUGGGCUCGUAUCAGGGACUUCGUACCCCCCUUUGGAAUUAAAGGACAAGAUAAUCUGAUCAAAGCCAUCCUGUCAGCAACCAAAGAUUACCGUCUAACUCCAGCUCUUGACAGUCUCAGCUGCCGACGAUGUAUCAUUGUGGGAAAUGGUGGAGUACUUGCCAAUAAGUCGUUGGGGUUAAAAAUUGAUGACUACGAUGUUGUUGUCAGGCUGAACUCUGCUCCGGUGAAGGGCUUUGAAAAAGAUGUGGGUGGCAAGACAACUCUCCGGAUCACAUAUCCUGAAGGUGCAAUCCAGAAAAUGGAACAGUAUGAGAAGGAUUCCCUGUUUGUUCUGGCGGGAUUCAAAUGGCAGGAUUUCAAGUGGCUGAAGUACAUUGUUUACAAGGAGAAAGUGAGUGCCUCUGAUGGCUUUUGGAAGUCAGUCGCAACCCGUGUCCCGAGAGAGCCUCAUGAGAUACGUAUCCUGAAUCCCUACUUCAUCCAGGAGGCAGCUUUCAGCUUCAUUGGACUGCCUUUCAACAACGGCCUCAUGGGCCGAGGGAACAUCCCCACCUUGGGAAGUGUAGCAAUAACCAUGGCGCUCCACAACUGUGAUGAGGUGGCGGUAGCUGGGUUUGGCUAUGACAUGAAUUCCCCCAAUGCACCGCUGCACUACUAUGAGAACAUCAAGAUGUCCGCCAUCAAAGAGUCCUGGACGCACAACAUCCAACGGGAGAAGGAGUUCCUGAGGAAGCUGGUGAAAGCCCGAGUCAUCACCGACCUGACCAGUGGGAUCUGAGUGGCUGCAGCCGCUGCCUCAAAGGGAGGAGAGGAAGAUGCACGCUGCAGCUCUGGGAGCAGGCACUGGCAGCCCCCCGCAAGAAGCCCGCUUCACUGGAGACACACAGAGAUGCCCGGGUGCCCUGGGAAGGCCCUCUCGCAUUGCCAGUCUGCAGGAGGGCAGCAUCUGCUGCCUCCAGUCCUAGAGCUGGCAGGAGGAGGGCAAGGGGCUGAGCGGGCAGUUCUUGAACUCUGCAUUGCAGACGGAUCUUCUGUAUCCAGAAUUAAACGGGAAAGACUCAGGAGAGAGAAGGACGGUUUGUGAAUAAAACGACUUGUGCCAAAUGGGAGGUGACGCUGCCCCAAGGCAGCGGUGCCUGAAUGUACAAAGUAUUAUUUUUUAAAGAAACUCUGCUGGAAUCAUACUAGAAAUACCAAGGUGCAAAGCGAAGUCUGCUUGUGCACAGCCCUGCGAAAAGCUCGGCCUCGCCUCGCUCCGUCUGCAUUGUCGCUGGCCUCAGACCUUUCCCCGGGAAAACAAAUCCGUCCAAGACUUCAGUGUUGGUGGUGCUGCUAUAAUUUAAAAGGAGGAUGGCUUUCCCUCGUUCUCCACUUGGAGCUUCGCGUUGGAGAUGAGCAUGGGUUUGUUUUUCUGCACUUUUCCUCGCUUCCUGCGUAGAGGCAGCAGCAGCCACUUACUUGGCUGUGUUUUCCGUAGCCGUUUGUCCUGCCCCGACUCUGCCCUCACCCUGGCGUGGAGCAGGGAGCCGGUGGCUUCCUCUGCCUGCAGCAGCCCCUCACCGCCAUCCUGCGUGUCACGGCGCUGCGGAGCCCACCUCGCUGUGCUCAAGGCUUCCAGGCCUCUUGGGUUGUGCCUGCUGUGCAGGGCCCUCACCGAGCCGGUGCAGAUCGGUGUCACCGCUCCUGGACAGCGCCUCGCUUUGCUUCUGUGGGGGAGAGGAGUGAUUCGUUGUUUGGAAGGAGGUCAGAUGUUGCGUGGAUAUCUGAAGCUUUGCAGUUUAAGAGCGGGCUGCCGAAGAUGUUUUACGUUCCAGACUCGACUGUGUUCCCUGAUCCGUGACCUCAGUGGUGGUGGAGCCUGCUGGCAAGGCUGGGGGCCUGCUGGGAACCCUCGCCUUCUGCUUGGCCCCUGCUCACUUCAUUUCCAAGCUCCUCCUGUGCUGCUCGAGCACUGCUGCUCCUCCUGCUCUCAGGAGCACGUCCCUUCCUUUGCUCUCUUGGUCCCAAGAUGCAGUAUUUGCACAUUUGAUUUGUAUACGUAUUUCAGAGGAGCUGGAAUAAACUGAGCAACGUGGCUGAGCGCGAGGACAGCGGGGUGCUCUCGUCCACCUGGAGAGCGUGGGCAGAAGAGGGAUUGCGGGGAGAAAUCAGGUGGAAAUGGGCUUCGAGGCAGGAGCAGGCCACCCUGCGCCCACGCAGGGCACCAUUCCGAGCCACGUCUCUGCACGUCGAGGCCACCGCGGGGGUCAGCGGAGGGGAUCUGGGAGGUGCUCCCUUCCUUUCCCCUUCCAUUUCCCUUCCCCUGUCCCUCUGGCCUCCCAGCUGGGUGAUCCCUGCUCUCCCCAGGUACGUGCCUGCCCCCAGGAUGCUCCAUGAGGUUUCCAGUCCAGAAAGCUGGGGUUUUCAGCAAGUUUUUGACCAUCUGCAGUGGCAGAUACUCAUUUGAAUGUUCUCCCCCAAUUUUUUAUUAUUUUUUUUUUGCUCAAGGGACUGGAGGUCCUGGUGGAGGUGCCUGGGCUGGACCUGGCCAGGUUGUGGCACCUACUUGGUGCUUGAACUGGGUCUUCAGCUGCUGCUGGGGAAGCCCUAGGGCACUGAGGGGGGUGAUGGGCCCCAUCCAUACACUACAGGGAGCGGAGAUGCCAGAGAGCAGGUAGCUGCAGCCAGGAGGAGGAGGGGAAGAGCCUUCGGGGUCAGUGCUGGGCUCCUCGCUACCCCCAGAGGAGCUGUGGAGGGAGCACCCCCAUGGAGACAGCAGAGCAUCAAUUUGAUUUAGUCCAUUAUCACUACAAACUCACAGGGCACCGUUACCUUCUAACUCACUGUCUCCGGGCCCAAGGCCCCUGCUCUGCUUUCCCUGUCCUCCCAGCUCCCCACGCCAUUGAGGUCAGGUCCCGAUGGGAAGCUGUCCCUGCAGACCAGGGGGUCUCAGGCUCAGGUUGCGUGGCUCGGGGUGACUGCGGUGGGUCGGGACACCUGCAAGUGGAGAGAGCAAGGAUGGAGGUGCUGGGGGACCACGGCUCCCCCGUGUCUCACUGUCCCUCUUGACCCAGGACUCUCAGCAAGGACAUCAGCGGGGCAGGUUCAUCCACGGAGCAUCCCACGGCCAGGCCCUGCGGGUGAUGCCGGUGUGCGCCCCGGCCCCGGGGCAGCACGUGGCGCUGGGACUGGCUCCUGGAGGCCUCUCCUUGGCUGUCUCCUCGCGUGCACCUGCAGCCACCUCCCGCCCUCCGAGACGCUGCAGCCCUGCCAGCUCGGAGCGGUGCACGCGGGUCAGAGCAGGGUCAGUGGGACGGAUGCGAGUCUUGGCCUCUCCCUCGCUGUGACUCACCUUUUCAGCUCGGAAGGGAGAGCCCAGGGGAAUUCUCCACGGCCUAAAUAUAGAGCGGGGUUGCCUGACGCCUCUGCCACGCCGCCGUGCAGAAAGGCCAGCGGGGUGGCAGGGAACCUGCCUGGAGAGGGGCUGGGGGAGCGCGAGGAGGUGGGGGCCGGGGAAAUCCAUGUGCCAGUGGGAGCCAGCUCCUGCGGUGGGGCUUUGCUCCUGCUGGUGUGGGCAGCGGGUCUGGGGCACCGCAGCACUGCUCCCUGGUAUCAGCAUCACCCAGGUCAGGGCUGGCCGUACCGUGGCCUCGAGCUCACACAUGCUGAACGGAGGCAGCGCCACCAGGGAACGUGAGGCUGCGGGGGAUCUGAGCCCGGCAUCCUCCGACCAGCACCUCUGGGCUUCCCGGGUCUCCUUUCUGCCGGGAGGGAGAUGGGGAAGGUGGCAGGGCAGGCUGGGGACGGGCAGCACCAGACGAGGGCUUCCAGGUGGCCUGGUAAGGAGGCGGCCACCACGCUGAGCUCCACCGGCAGCAGCGGGGUCCCUGUGGUCAGUCUGAGCAUGCGUCGGGCGCGGUGACCCCCUGCCACCCUUGGGUGUGGGUGACAGGGACGCCACCCAGCUCCUCCACAGCAUGUGGACCUGCUCCAAGGGCCAGGGAGCUCGCCAGUGCUGUACCAAGCUGAGAUGUAAGAACUCAAUGAGUUUUUAAAAUUAGUUUUAGUUUCUGCAUUGUUUUUUUUUUUUUUUUAAUUUUCCCUCUAGGUAGGGAGGGCAAGAGUCUUGCAGGCUCCUCCAAGCCGGCUUAUGUCACAUCAGUUCAGUCAUAUCACAGAAGCAAUAAAGCUAUCAAACGAGC